Molecule: messenger RNA, 600 nt
Organism: Cyclocybe aegerita
Lineage: Eukaryota; Fungi; Basidiomycota; Agaricomycetes; Agaricales; Hemipholiotaceae
Source: the annotation of a GenBank genome assembly
AUGAACGGUUUUGUUGGGUGGUUGGAGCGGCCGCACCGACCAAAUAAAGGGCCCUCUCUCUUGCCCCACCAUGUCGACAAACUCGGCGAAGCAAAUGCAGGUAGAACUGGACUGACGCGGAGAAAAGGAAGUGGGUUAAAACUUAAGGCUCAGCACGCAAUUCAAGAAUUCUAUCAACACUGGCGAGACGCCGAAGAGACAGACUUGCAGAGCGAGAUCGACGUAAACGCCUUCCGAAACGAGGCAAAUGUCCCAUCUCGUUUAUUCGUUCGUUCAGCCUACAUCUCCCUCUUUGAGCGUUCGGAGGCGAGAUUUCGGAAUUCAGGGGCAGUAAUUACAGGCGCACCUGGUGCGGGCAAGACCAUCUUCCUGCGGUAUGCUUUGUCGUUUAUCUGUUCUAUGGUGGAGAAGCGAAGCUACCGUUCGUCUGGUCUCUCAUUGACCAUGAUAGCGAUCUCACUGCCAACACUGGAACUUCGUUCACUGCCGACUGUCUUUCCUGUCCAAGCUGCCUCUCCCAAUCCUGUCCGCUAUGGACUUUGGGCAAAGAGGCGGCGCCUUGCUCCUAUGUGGGGCCUGGAACUCUGGGACGAGGAAUAG